AUGCUUUAUGUUGUUUUAUUCAUGAACUUUAUAUCAUCAAAGGAAGACAAGGAUGAUGACAAGGAUGAUGAUGAUGAUGUUGCUGACAAGAACACCAGUGAUGAGGAGAAAUACAUGAUUCAUAUGGCAUCAUCCCUUCUCAAUGGCUAUAUAAGGAGAAGAAGAGCACAGCUCUCAAAACUCCUUAAGCUCAACAAAGCCACUAGCAAGAAAAGCAGUGUUGUACUGCCUUUUUCCAAGUUGAAUUGGGGGAGAUUGAUGCAAAAUUACCACCUGUCCCUUAUGAAGCACAGCCCAAGGUAUACAGCAGACACAGUCAAGAUGGCACAUCAAUUUCUUAAGGAUAUAAGCUUAGAAGUAAGCAUCAAAGACUCUCUUGCUGGGAUGGUGUUGCAGUUUCUGGAGCAAGCAGGUACUGUUCUUAUCACAUUUUUGAAAUAA
Molecule: messenger RNA, 441 nt
Organism: Suillus clintonianus
Lineage: Eukaryota; Fungi; Basidiomycota; Agaricomycetes; Boletales; Suillaceae
Exons: 4
Coding region: 1-441 (146 amino acids)
Source: RefSeq, a predicted model, not a curated record